Diabrotica balteata is the source of this 1202-nucleotide messenger RNA. The record is from the annotation of a GenBank genome assembly. Lineage: Eukaryota; Metazoa; Arthropoda; Insecta; Coleoptera; Chrysomelidae.
AUGAGUGCUCUAUAUAUCAUUGGAGCGGGUGAUACUGAUCGUUUGGUUGUGCAAAGAGCGAGCGAGGAUGUUCUGAUUUCUUGCUUGGACAGAGUAAACCAUGAAAUAAAGCUAUUGAAAGAUGAAAAGUUUGAUACCGAACGAGAAUUAGAUGCUCUUGGAAUACCGCUGGGGAUAAUAUCGGAAUGUAUUUCAAUGAGAGAUUGCAGACAAGGCACUGAGCUUACAUAUGACGAAGGGGACACAGAACUUAAAAAAGAAUUGUGUUUGGUCGAAAAUGUAAAGAGAAUGCUAGUGGAGAGAUGUCAGUCGGCGUGGGAAAAACUAAAUAAAUUGGAAGAAGUCAAAUUUUAUCUCAAUCUUGAUAUUAAUGACAAAAGCGAAGCUUAUGAAAUUGAUAAAGAUCAACUCACGUUGGAUAAAAAUUGUGCGAAUAUCACAUUUAAAAUCGAUCCUCUCAGGGUAGUGAAAGGUUCUGUUCCAUAUGAAACUUGGCUGGAACAUACACGAAACACCAAGCAACUAGCCGACAACGAACUAGCUGAUACUCUCAAACUUCGAGAAUCUCUUUUUGUGGUAAGAGAAAGAGCCCGCAACGACAUGUUAGCUCAAAGGGACCGCGUGGAUUUUAUCUUGCGUAAACGCAUCUACGAUAUUCAGAGGGUGCGAAAUGAGAUCGAAUGGCAACAGCUGAAAAUGAGGGAAGAAAUGGAGAAGGUGCUGAAGGAAAUCAGAGAUCUGGAGGCUGCUCUUCUGGCGAAAACUGAUGCGUUGAAGUUGGCAGAAACACGACUGGAAAAUCGAUCAUAUAGACCUGGCGUUGAGCUAUGCCGCGACGAACCGGAAAAAGGACUGAAGGAAGAAGUCCUCCAACUUCGCCAAACCCGUAAAGACUUACAAGACAAAAUCGACUGCGCCAAAGCUACCUACAACGCUUUGGAGGACCAACAAGUUAGAAUCGAUAAAGAUCUGGACGACAAAGGUCAGGGGCUUAUGACUGACAUUCGAUGCCUAGACAUGAGAAUUAGACUGAGAACUGGAGAAUUUGCAGGACCCGCAACUUCUACGGAUCGGAAUAUUCAGUUGACUAGGAUGGAGAAAGAGAUUCCGCCUUCGUAAAAUUUUGGUUUGCUCUAUAUCCGUUGAUAUUUGACAUUUUGCCUAGCAUUCCUGUUGUCGAUGGAUAAUAAAUAUUUAAAAUU